Molecule: messenger RNA, 529 nt
Organism: Sinocyclocheilus grahami
Lineage: Eukaryota; Metazoa; Chordata; Actinopteri; Cypriniformes; Cyprinidae
Product: guanine nucleotide exchange factor VAV2-like
Exons: 3
Coding region: 162-509 (115 amino acids)
Biological process (GO): regulation of GTPase activity; cell migration
Cellular component (GO): cytoplasm
Molecular function (GO): guanyl-nucleotide exchange factor activity; protein binding
Source: RefSeq, a predicted model, not a curated record
UGCUAAGAGCAUUCUCACGCAAUUGACCUGAGGCUUUUUAGUGCCCUUUGGACUGCAGAGGAACUGGGAACAUUUCACGUCAGCUUUAUCUUGGUACGUGCGCCAGGCUGCCAGAUAUAUAGUUUUUAUUUUUGCCAAUAUUCGGCAUUGUUCCUGUCAAUAUGGAGGAGUGGAGACAGUGCGGUCGCUGGUUGAUAGACUGUAAGGUUUUGCCCCCCAACCAUCGGGUCGUUUGGCCCUCAGCGGUGGUGUUCGACCUGGCCCAGGCGCUCAGAGAUGGGGUGCUCCUGUGCCAGAUGCUGCACAAUCUGUCUCCUGGAUCCGUGGACCUAAAGCAGAUCAACUUCAGGCCUCAGAUGUCACAGUUUCUGUGUCUGAAGAACAUCCGAACAUUCCUGAAAGUGUGCCAUGAUAAGUUUGGCCUGAGGAACAGUGAGCUGUUUGAUCCCUUCGAUCUCUUUGACGUGAGGGACUUUGGGAAGCACUUCAUUCCUGGGUGGAGCAGAUAGGAGACACCUGUCCCUCCUGA